Molecule: messenger RNA, 1269 nt
Organism: Oldenlandia corymbosa var. corymbosa
Lineage: Eukaryota; Viridiplantae; Streptophyta; Magnoliopsida; Gentianales; Rubiaceae
Source: the annotation of a GenBank genome assembly
AUGGGAUUCUUGGACUUGUUCAUAGUGGCCUUGAUUCCUAUCCUGAAAACGUUGAUCAUUACCGCAGUUGGUUUAUUUCUGGCGGUUGAGAAAGUCAAUAUCUUGAAUGACACUGCCAGGCACCACUUCAAUAAUUUGGUGUUUUUUGUCUUUACUCCAGCACUGGUUGCCAGCAGCUUGGCAAAUACCAUUACUAUGACCAGCCUCAUUCAACUAUGGUUCAUGCCGGUGAAUAUACUUCUCACCUUUAUGAUUGGCUCAGCACUUGGUUGGAUACUUGUCAAAAUCACCAAAACUCCUCAGCAUUUGCAUGGCCUUGUUAUUGGCUCCUGUGCAGCAGGUAAUUUGGGGAACUUGCUUCUUAUAAUCAUCCCCGCUGUUUGUGAUGAAGCCAACAGUCCAUUUGGAGACUCAUCCAAUUGCUCUACCAAUGGACAGGCUUAUGCAUCUUUGUCCAUGGCCAUAGGGGCAGUCUUCAUAUGGACUUAUGUUUAUAACAUAAUACGGCGCUGCGCCAUGAGAAGUACAGAUUCCACACUAAGCAUACGCUGCUUUAGCGAAAACUCAACAAUGAUGUUCCAAAAUGGCUUGUCAGAAGCAUUGCUUUCUUUUAAGGAUGAAGAGAUUCAUCAGGUUGAAGAUCAGCCAGUGCAUCUUGGUAAGGAUACUAGUGUAUAUGAUGGCGGCCAUGAAGACGACGUCGAUGACAAGGUGGCAUUUGUAGUGAAAGUUAAGCAGCAGUUCAAAGUUUUGUUAGCGAGCUUGAACCUGAAAAUUUUGUUUGCCCCAUCCACCAUUGCCACGAUUGUUGGGCUUCUCAUCGGAGUAGCCUCUCCUUUACGGAAGGUAUUGGUAGGCCAGAGUGCUCCUCUUCACGUUAUAUAUACCUCGGCCGCUAUGCUUGGAGAUGCAACAAUACCAUCCAUGACACUGAUAGUAGGUGCAAAUCUCCUCAAGGGGCUCAAAAAAUCAGGACUAGGAGUAUGGAUAAUCGUAGGAGUUCAAGUAGUUCGUUUUAUAGCAAUGCCUCUGUUGGGAAUUCUGGUGGUUAAAUUCGCCAAGAACUUUGGAUUGGUGGGAUCAGAUUCGUUGUAUCAAUUUGUUUUGCUGCUCCAAUAUGCACUUCCGUCCGCAAUGGCUAUCGGUACCAUAACGCAAUUGUUUGAAGCCGGAGAAAGUGAAUGUUCUGUGAUUAUGUUAUGGAAUUAUGCAAUUGCGUCGUUGGCUCUUACUCUUUGGUCAACUUAUUAUAUGUGGCUCGUCUCUUGA